Molecule: messenger RNA, 2832 nt
Organism: Nothobranchius furzeri (turquoise killifish)
Lineage: Eukaryota; Metazoa; Chordata; Actinopteri; Cyprinodontiformes; Nothobranchiidae
Gene: klhl27
Product: intracisternal A particle-promoted polypeptide
Molecular function (GO): actin binding
Source: RefSeq, a predicted model, not a curated record
CAACGACAAAUGUAGCGUGAUUUAUUGUUGAGGUUGUAUUUUUAAUUGAGAUGAUAGUAAACUUUCAUGCUGCCGGCUAACACCGGUUAGCUUACUAAAUGUGGCUAACACGUCUGUUUGUAUCUUUGGCUGGCGCCCUGUUAACGUUUGAACAUAAAGAAGUCGCUUUUAUGGGUUUUAAAGCCCAAGUACCUGCAGAUUAGGGCGCAUAGAGGUGAUUUUGUGCGAAGAUUUGUGCCUUCUCUACUCUAUCUCGUCCAGGGACUCCAAGAGGAGAGCGAGAGACACUGGUCUCCAUGGUUACGCCUCAGCUGCCAUGUCCUCCAUCUCCGUGUCCACAUCCGCUGCUGCUGGAGGGUGUGAUGCAGCCAGGGGGUCUGAGCUGGCCUUCCUGUCUUCAGAGCGCUAUGCCAGUCUCAUCCUGUCCCAGAUGAACAAGAUGCGUCUCCGCUCAGACUUCUGUGAUGUGGGACUCAAGGUCGGCAGCCAGGUCUUCAAGGUCCACCGGCUAGUCCUCGCUGCCAGCAGCCCGUACUUCUCUGCCCUGUUCUCAGGAGGGAUGAUGGAGACAGAUAAGGACGUGGUGCAGAUCAUCGGAGUGGACACAGAAGUCUUUGAAAUUCUGUUGGACUUUAUUUAUUCAGGUACAAUCAGCGUAACAGUGGAGAACGUCCAGGAGCUGAUGGUGGCAGCAGAUAUGCUGCAGCUGAAUGAGGUCGUCUCCAUGUGUGGGGAGUUUCUCAAGGGCCACAUGGACCCUUUCAACUGUGUGGGCAUCUUUCAGUUCCUGGAGCAGAUCGCCUGCCUGGACAUGCUGGAAUUCACUGAAAACUACAUCCAUGUUCACUUCCUGGAGGUGUGUGUCACUGAUGAGUUCAGGGAGCUGACAAAGGAUCAGUUAGUGAGGCUUCUGAGAAGCGAGGAGCUGAGGAUUGAAGAUGAAUACCAGGUAUUUACAGCAGCCAUGGACUGGGUCCUCCAAGACGUGGUGAAGAGGAAAAAACAUGUCGUUGAGGUGUUGGAGGCGGUCCGCUUCCCUCUGCUUUCCCCACAGAGGCUCUUCAAGUACAUAGAAGGUGUGGCUGACUUCAGCCUGCGGGUGGCGCUGCAGACUCUCCUAAAGGAAUACACAGAGGUCACCAAAUCUCCCAAAGAAAACAAGACGUACAGUCAGCUCCAACCAGCAAAGAUGAGACCCAGAAGAAAAGCCAGGAAAUACCUCUACGCCAUAGGAGGAUACACCCGGCUGCAGGGUGGCCGCUGGAGUGACAGCAGGGCUCUGAGCUGCGUGGAGCGCUUCGACACCUUCAACCAGUACUGGACCACCGUGUCGUCCCUGCACCAAGCCCGCAGUGGACUGGGAGUAGCCGUGCUGGAGGGAAUGAUCUAUGUAGUGGGAGGUGAGAAAGACUCCAUGAUCUUUGACUGCACAGAGAGAUACGACCCAGUCACCAAGCAGUGGUCCGCCGUGGGCUCGCUGAACUUCCCUCGCUGUGGAGUUGGAGUCUGUCCCUGUCACGGAGCGCUGUACGCACUCGGAGGGUGGAUUGGAUCAGAGAUCGGGAAGACCAUGGAGCGGUACGAUCCAGAGGAGAGCAGGUGGGAAGUGAUCGGCACCAUGGAUGUUCCUCGCUACUACUUUGGCUGCUGCGAGCUACAAGGGUUCAUUUAUGUGAUUGGAGGGAUCAGCGACGAAGGAACGGAGCUUCGCUCAGCAGAGAUGUUUGAUCCCAUCUCCCGUCGGUGGAGCGCCCUUCCCGCGAUGAGCACACGCCGGGCCUAUGUGGGCGUGGCCUGCCUAAACAACUGCAUAUACGCAGUGGGAGGCUGGAACGAGGCACUGGGAGCACUGGAGACAGUGGAGAAGUACUGUCCAGAGGAGGAGAAGUGGGUGGAGGUGGCCUCCAUGUCCACAGCUCGCACCGGUGUGUCGGUGUCGGCGGUGAACGGGCUGCUGUACGCUGUGGGUGGGAGAGCCGCCAGCAGAGACUUCUCUGCACCUGUGACCAUCGACUCCGUGGAGAUCUACGACCCUCACCUGGACAUCUGGACCGAGGUCGGGAACAUGAUCACGAGCCGCUGCGACGGCGGCCUGGCCGUGCUCUGACUCAUCUGCGAACGUCUUUAAUCAUCUCAACUCUGGAAGAGCUGCACCUUAAGAAGCACAGCGAGGACCGUCUCCGUCUCAAGCGUUAUUUAUACGUGGACACGUGUCCCUUUUAGCUGUCCAGAAUGUUUGUCUUUUGAAAAGAUGGAAGAGCGAAAACGUGGCUGGGAUGGAGAGUGCCAAAAGCUUCUGUUACACCACCAUCAGUCCCUCGGUUUACUUGAAUCCACACAAACAGCACAUUUAUUACCAUUAUCAUUAUUAUUGUCACACAGAAGCAUGCUGAUCAGCAGGAUUCCUUCUCACUUGGUUUAACUAAAACAUCUGAGAUGUUUGUCUCUGUUAGUGUUUGUGAGAGGACGACUCGUUAGUUUGAUCUUCUAACCUUGCGGCGUUUGAGGGUCCGACACCCUCCUGAGACAGAAACUAAAUGAUGUCGGCGUGUUUGGUUUCCAGCUGCGAUCGUAGUCCUGAUGAGGUCGUUAGCAGCCCAGCGGCCGCUCUCUCGUCACUGGAUGAUUUUUCUUGUUCGUCCCACUGUUGAUUCUAGAACUGGUGAUUUCAUCCAUCAGCUUGGUCCAAGAGAACUUUUCUGCAUUUGAAUUCAUACAAAUGUAAAGGUUAAAGGUCGGUGUGUCUGAAAUAUUUCAAAGCUGUCAUUAGAGAUGCGACAUCAAUGACUUGCUGCUUUUUAUUUCUUAAUAAACUUCACAGAUUGUGCUUCA